AUGGAUGCAUUCGCCGAGACCACCGACGUCGGGGACAGCGAAGCUGAUGUUCCCAGCAGGGACAAGCGUCGUGAGGCAACAGUAUAUGAUGCUGUCGCAGGUACAGUUACCAGCACCCAUGCCUUGGAGGACAGCCAAAGGCAGCCCUCCAGACGCCCGGCGAAACGCGCGCGACAUCAGGCUCAGAGGCAGUCUCGCUUGAGAAGCGGACAGACUUCUCGGAACGCCGUCCUCGCCCCCGAAGAAGUCCUGUUCCGUCGCGCUAACGCGCCAACUCGUUAUGCUGAACGGGACAUUUACUUCGCAAACGAGCGCUUGCCUGAUGGGGGCCGCGACAUUCUGCCCGACAGCGAUAUGCUGAAGGCGUUGCAUGUCUACGCGAGCCACUUCUACACUGAAAAGUACGGUUCCCGCACUCCUCGCCACAGGAAGGCACCCCUCGACGAAUGCAGCAUGGACGAAACAGCCAUGUUGGCAUUUGGAAUCAUUCUCGAAGAAGCAAGUCGGGAGUUGCUUGGGUCCAGUGGGGAUCUGGUAUUUACCGAAGGCAUGGAGCUGUCAGAAGCACUGGAUUGA
Molecule: messenger RNA, 576 nt
Organism: Microdochium trichocladiopsis
Lineage: Eukaryota; Fungi; Ascomycota; Sordariomycetes; Xylariales; Microdochiaceae
Exons: 3
Coding region: 1-576 (191 amino acids)
Biological process (GO): nucleolar large rRNA transcription by RNA polymerase I
Cellular component (GO): RNA polymerase I upstream activating factor complex
Molecular function (GO): RNA polymerase I cis-regulatory region sequence-specific DNA binding
Source: RefSeq, a predicted model, not a curated record